Scatophagus argus is the source of this 1410-nucleotide messenger RNA. RefSeq names its product transmembrane protein 88 a (gene tmem88a). Lineage: Eukaryota; Metazoa; Chordata; Actinopteri; Scatophagidae. Gene Ontology annotation, cellular component: plasma membrane. The record is from RefSeq and is a predicted model, not a curated record. Gene Ontology annotation, molecular function: PDZ domain binding. The transcript has 4 exons. Bases 291 to 1145 code for a protein of 284 amino acids.
CUGCCCAGGCACUAACAGCAGCCUUUAACACAGCCCAGUCCGCUUUCUCUGCAUUAGGCAUCAGAGGCAACACAGGAUACACACUCACACACACAUGCACACAUUCAUAAGCACUUACACACUCAAUCAUAUCGCAAACUGGAGUCAGAGUGAGGAAACAGAAUGUCAGGGAAGGAAGCGCUGAAGCCAGUGGGAAAGCAGAAUUUGUCUCAAGUCUGCUGAGCUCUUGUCUGACCCGCUCCUUUACAGGUCUGAGGGAAAAGUCCAGAUUCAUAACAGGCACAUAUCUCAUGAUAUAUCUGGGAAUCAGACAGAACACAAGAGGAGAAUAUUUUAGGUUUUGUGAAGUAAUAGAGAGCCAACUUACAUUUGGAUACCACCUUCAAGCUCUGGAUUUUCAAACAGAGAAGACAUACAUCAGGAGGAAAUUCUUGAAAUUCUCUUUGUCUCUGACCGCUCACCACUCUUCACGUCUUUCAGAGUCCCAUCAUCUGCUGCCACCGUCAAACUGCAGGAGGACACAUCAUCGGGUUACUGAGACCAUAAGGAAGAUGAGUCUGUCACGCAACGGGACGCUGGAGAAGACAGUGUCUGAGCAGGCCCACUCUGAGCGGGGCUCCCCCUCCAGAGCGGGGUCAGGGGUCGUGGUGCCUCCUCCAUACUCCCUGGGGUGCAACGAAGCCACUGACCCCCCCCUGGAGUUACGGGGCUCUUUGGACUGCUGGGCAUGCUCUGUGCUGGUCACUGCACAGAAUAUGAUCAUAGCGCUGAUCAACGCCGGGCUGGCCAGCAUUGUGUUCGGCACCAUCCUCACCCCUGCUCUUACAAUGAUUGUAUUCGGCUUCCUCUGCCACUCCACGGUGCAGCCUCAUGGAACAUCUCUGUAUUGCUCAGACCUGCUGGAUGACACCGCCUGCGUGGCUCUGCUGGUCGUGGGCUUUCUGCUGCUCACUCCUCUGCUGGUCCUGGCACUCGCUGCCUACUGCCGACUGGCCCGACACCUCCAGCUGGGCAUGUGUUUCAUUCCCUACAGCCGCGCCGUCUAUAAGAACCUGCCCGCCUCACACCACCGGCGGGACGCAGGGGGCUGCUGUGGUCAACAGGGUGCUUCAGAGAGGGAGGGAAAGGGUAGUGUGUGGGUGUAAGAGAGGAGAGGAGAGGAGAGGAGAGGAGAGGAGAGGAAUAUGGUUGUAAUAUCUCUGUUUAAUGACCAGAAUUGGGUUGUUUGAGUGUGGACCUUUUGUAAAGAAAAUUGAAAUUUUAUUUCUUUAGCUAAAGCCAUUGUAAAAUCGAUCCUAUUUCACCAUUUAUAGUCAUUGUUUAGUAGUCAAUAUUGCUUUUGUAUACAAUUUCAAUGUAUUAAAAGUGUUUUAUACUUUUUUAUAAUUAAAGUAUCGCUUGAUCUUCCCA